AUGGCUUUCAUGCUUCAGGGACAUUUUGAUGCACAUUCAUUUAAGUCAACUGCAACACUAGAGGAAGUUAAUCGUGAUUGUAGGACACCCCAGAACGGGACAGGCUUCCUGUGUGAUGAUCGAAUAACCUGCAUCCAACCCUCCGACCUCUGUAACGGGGCAUACAACUGUCCAAGUGGGGCCGACGAGAGCAAACAGUUGUGCAGUGACCUACCACACAACCUUCCAAGCAGCCUGAUCUUCCGCUGUGGAAACCCAAAAUUCUGGAUCUUCAUAGACCAAAAAUGUAACUACUUAAAUGAUUGUGGAGACUGCUCAGAUGAAAUUGGAAUUUCUGCCAGCUGUCCACCCUGUGGACCUGAGUGGUGGACAUGCACACCAGUGGAGUUUAUGUACUGUAACUGUGUGCCACGACAGUUAUGCAGAGACGGCAGACAGCAGUGCUACGACUGGUCUGAUGAGUACAUCUGUGUUUAA
This is a messenger RNA of Chanos chanos (milkfish), 477 nucleotides long. Its product is annotated as low-density lipoprotein receptor class A domain-containing protein 1-like. Bases 1 to 477 code for a protein of 158 amino acids. The transcript has 4 exons. Gene Ontology annotation, molecular function: protein binding. NCBI's taxonomy places the organism in Eukaryota, Metazoa, Chordata, Actinopteri, Gonorynchiformes, Chanidae. The record is from RefSeq and is a predicted model, not a curated record. Gene Ontology annotation, cellular component: plasma membrane.